Caenorhabditis briggsae is the source of this 1143-nucleotide messenger RNA. Gene Ontology annotation, molecular function: ATP binding; G protein-coupled receptor kinase activity; G protein-coupled receptor binding. Bases 1 to 1143 code for a protein of 380 amino acids. The record is from RefSeq and is a predicted model, not a curated record. The transcript is spliced from 6 exons. Gene Ontology annotation, biological process: G protein-coupled receptor signaling pathway; protein phosphorylation; regulation of signal transduction. Lineage: Eukaryota; Metazoa; Nematoda; Chromadorea; Rhabditida; Rhabditidae.
AUGGGCGUGGUCAGACGUGGCAGUGACGUCACGUCGCACGUCUCCAGCUCCGGAAAAUCUGGAGUCGCACCGUGUCUUCAGCACUUUUCAAUCAUCCGGAGCAUCGGGCGAGGAGCGUUUGGAAAAGUUUGUAUUGUGCAGGAAAGGAAGACGAAAAAGUAUUUUGCGCUGAAAUAUAUGAACAAACGGAGGUGUAUAGAGAAGGGAGUGGCUGCCAAUGUAAUCAGAGAGCUCACAUUGCUCAGCAAAAUAUCACAUCCUUUUAUUGUGAACCUAUGGUACACAUUCCAGGAUCCGGACUACAUGUAUAUGGUGUCUGAUCUAUUACUUGGAGGAGAUCUCCGGUAUCAUUUGAGUCAACAGGGAAAGUUCGCUGAAGAUCGAGCUAAAUUGUAUUUAUGUGAGAUUUGUUUGGCAGUGGAGUACUUACACGAGAUGAAAAUAGUGCAUCGAGACAUCAAACCAGAGAACAUUUUGCUCGAUGAACAAGGACACGCCCACUUGACGGAUUUGAAUUUGGCGACUCAAUUGGCAGAUGAUCAAUUGGCAACGUCGUAUUCUGGGACGAGACCGUAUAUGGCACCGGAGAUAUAUGCAACGUAUUUAGAAUUGGAGGAUGGUUAUGAUAGUCGAGUGGAUUGGUGGGCAUUGGGAGUUUGUUAUUAUGAAAUGCUUCGUGGAAGGACACCGUUUGAAUUUAGCUCAAGAACUAAACCAGAAGAGGCCUAUGUAGCGUUUCGCGAUGCCUCGAUUCCCUAUCCUGCUCAUUGGCCAACAGAUCUCAUCCACUUUAUCAAUGCAAUGCUGAAAUUCGACAAAGAAAAACGUUUAGUCGGAUUGGAAGCAAUCAAAAAGCAUGCAUACACAGAACGAAUAGAUUUCAAAAGUGUUUUCGAAAGAAAGCCAGCACCAGUAUUUAUUCCAUGUAAAGAGGGUCUCAACUGUGAUCCGAUGUAUGAACUUGAGGAGCGAAUUUUAGUUUCAACACCGAUUCAUCGACGAAGAACUAAUCAUAAUAAUAGCUCGGGGCGGAGCUCCAGUGAACCACAGAAUGCCGCGUUGGUUGAGGUGUCCAAGGCAUUCAUCGACUUCUCUCGUCACAACAUGAAAAUCGAACCAAACGGAGUUUGUAGAUCCAAUUAG